Chondrus crispus (carragheen) is the source of this 1442-nucleotide messenger RNA. Its product is annotated as proline--tRNA ligase. The transcript is spliced from 2 exons. Gene Ontology annotation, molecular function: ATP binding; proline-tRNA ligase activity. Bases 1 to 1398 code for a protein of 465 amino acids. Gene Ontology annotation, cellular component: cytoplasm; aminoacyl-tRNA synthetase multienzyme complex. NCBI's taxonomy places the organism in Eukaryota, Rhodophyta, Florideophyceae, Gigartinales, Gigartinaceae. The record is from RefSeq and is a predicted model, not a curated record. Gene Ontology annotation, biological process: prolyl-tRNA aminoacylation.
AUGGUUAUUAGACCGCAUGGAUUCGCAAUAUGGGAAUUCCUUCGCGACGAAUUAGAUAGUCGAAUCAAGAAGUCGGGAGCUCGCAACGCAUAUUUCCCUCUCCUCAUCCCUCAAUCUUUCCUCUCCAAAGAAGCAGCUCACGUCGACGGAUUUUCGAAGGAAUGUGCCGUCGUCACGCAUCAUCGUCUUCGUGCGGUACCGGGUGCACCUCCAGGAAACUUAGAGCCGGAUCCUGAUGCGAAACUUGAAGAGCCUUUGAUCGUACGUCCGACGAGCGAGACAAUUAUCUGGCACAUGUUUGGAAGGUGGAUCCAAAGUUACAGAGAUCUCCCACUUGCACUCAACCAGUGGGCAAACGUUGUUCGCUGGGAAAUGCGCACUCGUCCAUUUCUGCGAACAUCAGAAUUUCUUUGGCAAGAAGGCCACACUGCGCAUGCUACCGCCGAAGAAGCCGACGCAAAAGCAAAGGAGAUGAUCCAUCUGUAUGCAGAUGUCACGCGACAGAUGCUCGCCAUCCCCGUCGUCAUGGGCGUCAAGUCCCCGAGUGAGCGCUUUGCCGGAGCCGAGGAUACGUACACAAUUGAGGGUCUGAUGCAAAAUGGGUGGGCGCUUCAGGCGGCCACCUCGCAUUUCUUGGGACAGAACUUUGCAAAGGCUUUUGAUGUCACAUACAAGUCCUCGGAUGGUGACGAAGAGCAUGUAUGGGCGACUAGUUGGGGAAUUACCACACGCAUGAUUGGUGCGUUGAUCAUGACACAUUCUGACGACACGGGGCUCGUGUUACCACCAGCAGUUGCCCCUGUACAAGUUGCUCUAGUGCUGAUAUUUAAAUCAGAAGAGCAAAGGAAAGCAGUUGUGCAGUUUGCUGAUGCUGCCUUCUCUCGCUUGAAAGCCCGUGGCCUCAGGGUUGCUGUUGACGACAGGCCAAAUAUGAGGCCUGGCGCAAAGUAUUAUGAAUGGGAGAGGAAAGGAGUCCCACUGCGCAUGGAAAUAGGUCCCCGGGACGCAGCGAAAAAUGCUGUGUUUGCUGCAAAACGCAUAGGGGGCGCAAAGCAAUCGAUACCUGUUGACGAGGAUUUUGAAGCUGUGACAUGCUCACUUCUUGAGGAGAUUCAGCAAGAGAUGCUACAGAGGGCUGAGGAAAGGUUGAAAUCUCGUACGAGAAGGGUUGCCUCAUACGCGGAAAUGAAAGAUCUCGUGGCAGCGGGGGGUGAAGAUAGUGGGAUGUUCCUUGUGCCUUGGAAGUGCGACUCCGGAAACGAAAGGAAAGUUCGGGAAGAGACGAAGGCGACCCUUCGCUGUUAUCCACUAGAAGGACAAGAAGAGUGUAUCGGGAAGGACUGUAUUUAUUCGGGUGAUCCAGCGACUCACAUGGCCGUAUUCGCCCGUAACUACUAAACCAGGUCGCUUGGACGGCUUAGACCGACGAGAUCUCCGAAAAA